AUGUUCGGCCUUAUCACAGAUAGUGCGAAAAAUUUCACGGAUCACUUCUUACAGAAAAAUGAGGACAUCAUCGAAGUAGAACUGAAGGACGUUUUCACAAGAUUCACCAACGACGUCUUGACUUCUACAUCAUUCGGUCUCGCUGUUGAUUCCUUUAAAAAUCCGAACAAUUUGUUCUUGGAUAUGGCUGAGAGGAUGUUUAACUUUGCUAGUGGAAUUGGAAAACUUAUUAAAUUUAAUAUCAUGAUACAAUGGCCAGCUCUGUAUGAGUUUUUAGGCCUACCAGUAUUUGAUGUCGCUGUUAACGAUUUCUUUGAAAAGCUUGUGGAAGAUACCAUCCAAAUGCGUGAAGAGCGGGGAAUAGUACGACCUGACAUGAUCCACUUGCUGAUGGAAGCCAAGAAAGAAUCUGUUAAAGAGAAAACUAUUGAUAAUGGAAAAUAUGAAGAUACAGAUACCAAAAAUCUCCAACUAACGAAUAAAGAUAUCGCAGCUCAAGCUUUCUUCUUCUAUCUGGCAGGAUUCGACGCUGUAGCUACUGUUUUAUGUUUUUUCUGCUACGAAAUUGUUGUAAAUCAAGAAAUACAAGAUAGACUGAGGGCAGAAGUGGAGGAAAGCUUCGACAAUUGUGGGGGAGCAGUCACAUAUGACACAAUCAAUGAGUUAAAAUACUUUGAUAUGGUUCUACAAGAAACAGUUAGAAAAUGGCCUCCACUUUUUGCAAUGGACCGAGUGUGCACCAAAUCAUUCACGAUUGAACCGAAAGUGCCAGAUGAGCAACCGGUAUAUUUAGAAAAGGGCACCACCUUCUGGUUGCCCAUUUACGCCCUUCAUCAUGAUCCUACGUACUUUCCAGAUCCAGACAUAUUUGACCCAGAACGAUUUAAUCCAGAAAACAAGCUUAACAUCAAGGCUGGCACGUAUCUAGCAUUUGGAUCUGGCCCUAGAAGGUGCAUAGGGUAUAGAUUGGCAUUCGUGGAAAUCAAGACAAUUCUUUUCCAUCUUUUAUACUAUUUUGAAAUAGUUAAGACGCAGAAAAGUCAAAUACCGAUCAAAAUCAAGCCUACUUCUCCUAAUCUUUGCUCCAGGGAUGGGUUUUGGUUCGCUUUUAAGAAAAUUCGAAGGUAG
This is a messenger RNA of Diabrotica balteata, 1128 nucleotides long. NCBI's taxonomy places the organism in Eukaryota, Metazoa, Arthropoda, Insecta, Coleoptera, Chrysomelidae. The record is from the annotation of a GenBank genome assembly.